Messenger RNA from Drosophila navojoa, 746 nucleotides. RefSeq names its product glutathione S-transferase 1-1. Lineage: Eukaryota; Metazoa; Arthropoda; Insecta; Diptera; Drosophilidae. Gene Ontology annotation, molecular function: glutathione transferase activity. The record is from RefSeq and is a predicted model, not a curated record. Gene Ontology annotation, biological process: glutathione metabolic process.
GAAUUCAGUAGUCGCUCGAGCAUUGAAGGCGUCGGACACGAGAAUUCAGAUAGUGGAAAUGGACUUUUAUUACUCACCUGGCUCGGCACCCUGCCGCUCCGUUCUUAUGACAGCUGCCGCUUUAGGCAUUAAGCUGAACAAGAAGUUGCUCAACACUGGCGAAAAGGAGCAGUUGAAACCGGAAUUCAUCAAGCUGAAUCCCCAGCAUACGAUCCCAACGCUCGUCGACAAUGGCUUUGCCAUCUGGGAGUCGCGUGCCAUUCUGAUUUACCUGGUGGAGAAAUACGGCAAAGACGAUUCGCUCUAUCCCAAGGAUCCACAGCAAAAGGCACUAGUGAACCAGCGCCUGUACUUUGACAUGGGUGUGCUUUACCAGGCUUUCGCCGACUAUUACUAUCCACAGUUUCGUUUCAACAAGCCCGCUGAUCCCGAGAUCUUCAAGAAAGUCGAAGCUGCCUUUGCAUUCCUGAACACCUUCCUGGAAGGUGAACAAUAUGUUGCCGGCAGUCGGCUGACCAUCGCCGAUAUUUCCAUCUUAUCCAGUGUAUCGACCAUUGUGACAGUGGGCUUCCCACUGGCCAACUAUCCGAACGUGGCUAACUGGUACGAACGUGUCCAAAAAGAGACGCCCGGCUGGGCUGAGAACGUUGAAGGCUUGGAGAAGCUCAAAGAGCGCAUUGCUGGAAUGCGCAAACAGUAAAUUUAUCGCAAUCGCAAUCGCAAAUUCAUAUUGUAUAACAAAUAUU